CCCCCCGGGAUUACGCAAAAUGACUUUUUCCACAGCGCGCACGAGGAUAAGAAUUUCAGUCUGCGAGUCCCAAUGCUGAGAGAUGCCAAGCGAGUCCGAGAGAAGUAGAGGAGAAUACCCGUUUUCUGGUGUGGACUUUUGUGUUCCAGACGUUUUUUUUGUUCUGUGGGUGACACUUUACAUUUUCUGGAGUAGUCUUACCCAGAGAUUUUAAAACCAGAGAGCAGGUAUGACCGCAGUGUCUUGCACGAGGACUUCUUCUUCUAAGCGGGGCGCCCUGGUUGCUGGGUUGGUGGACACAAGGACUCCUGCUGGGAUCAAACCUGCAACCUUUUAGUCGCAGCAGAGACCUUCCAGCCAACGGACGUCUCUGCCCAUCCCUGAAUCCUCGCUCCAAAACAACCUGUGUCUGAUUCACUGUAUGGAUUGCUGUACGUUUCACCUGGCGCAAAUCCAUUUAACAAUCCAUUUAACUUUUCUACACUUCAUUUGGUGAUACCAAACCUCCUUUCGUCUGUAUGGCAGCCAUGUAUCUGGUGGCUUAGUGUUAUUCAUUUAUUUUUGACACGUUUCUAUACACAUUUCUACACUUUGAAGAGUUGUAGCGCAAAUCUCGUCGGCUCUCAUGGGACUGAGGCAUUCGUCGCGUUGUUUGCUGCUUCGGCGGAAGAUGGCGGAGGCGGACAGCUCGGAGCGGCAGCAGCCUGUUACGUCCCCCCUCUCUCAGUCUGCCCAGCCCUCCCCACUGCCUAAACCAGUGCCUACUACCCGCCAUGUGCCCUGCAUCCCCCAUACGCCUCAUGUAGCAGCCCUGGCCAGCUGUCCUGGUCGGGGCAAGAUUUCCAAGUUCAUCAGCCCGGAGGAGAUGACAUCACGGGACUACUACUUCGACUCGUAUGCCCACUUUGGCAUCCAUGAGGAGAUGCUGAAGGACGAGGUGCGGACGCUGACCUACCGGAACGCCAUGUACCACAACAAGCACGUGUUCAAAGACAAAAUCGUCCUGGAUGUCGGCAGCGGCACGGGGAUCCUCUGUAUGUUUGCCGCCAACGCCGGCGCCAAACACGUGUAUGGGAUUGAAUGUUCAAGCAUAUCCGAAUAUUCUGAGAAGAUUAUCAAGUCAAAUCACCUACACAAUGUCAUUACCAUCUUCAAGGGCAAGGUGGAGGAGGUGGAGCUGCCCGUGGAGAAGGUGGACAUCAUCAUCUCGGAGUGGAUGGGCUAUUGCCUCUUCUACGAGUCCAUGCUCAACACUGUCAUCUUCGCCCGGGACAAGUGGCUGAAACCUGGAGGCCUGAUGUUCCCUGACAGAGCAACUCUCUACGUGGUAGCCAUUGAAGACAGGCAGUACAAAGACUUCAAGAUACAUUGGUGGGAAAACGUGUACGGGUUCGACAUGAGCUGCAUUCGCAAUGUGGCCAUCAGAGAGCCUCUGGUGGAUGUGGUAGAUCCCAAGCAGGUGGUGACUAACGCCUGCCUCCUAAAGGAAGUGGACAUCUACACUGUGAAGCCAGAGGACCUAUCCUUCACCUCAGCCUUCUGUCUGCAGAUCCAGCGCAACGAUUACGUCCAUGCACUGGUCACCUAUUUCAACAUUGAGUUCACCAAGUGUCACAAGAAGACUGGCUUCUCCACUGCUCCAGAUGCUGCCAGCACACACUGGAAGCAGACAGUGUUUUACUUAGAGGACUACUUAACUGUCAAGAAGGGAGAGGAGAUCUUUGGCAGUAUUGCUGUGAGGCCGAAUGAGAAGAAUGUGCGUGACCUGGAGUUCACUAUGGAGCUCGACUUUAAAGGGCAACUAUGUGAGGCCGCCAUCUCCCACGACUACAAAAUGCGUUAGGCGCAACAACAACCGACCAACUACCCUCAGCCCCUCUCGACACACUCCCGAGUAUGGGGGACGGCGCAGCCUCUCCAACAGGCAUUCCAGUUGGCCAGCGAGGGAGCGACCGGACACAUCUGAUUGGAUGCCAUAUCAUGCCAGCACCCCAAGUUGAUGUCAUCAGAAAAGGCAAAUAUCGAUCAGCAAUAGUGCUAUCACCUGUACCAGCUUGAUCGACUCGGGCACAUCGUUGAAUGUAACAUCCUAAAUGAACUUGAUUUCUUUCUUUAUUUUUCUGUCACUAAUUUCUGGAAAUGAUGCUACAUUUUGAGUAUAAAUGAGUCUUUGUAUCGUUAGUGCAGCUAAUUGAAAAGCAUUGAUCUGCGUGAUGUCGAGAGGGUCACAGCACAGUCGUCAUCUGAUUUCCCUUUAGUCAUUUGUUAAGAUUUAAUAGGCACUGUGUAAUUGUUUAGAGGGUGCAGUGAUUAAUUGUGUUUUAUUUGUUAUUCAUCAUUUGCCAAUUUCUUUUGCUUCAUUGAUUUCAGAAAGGUGAGAAAUGUAAUUUUUAAAUUUCUUUAAUUGGGGAUAAUUCAGAACAAACGUACUUUGGUGCCAGAAUAAAACAGAGCAACGCCUCAGAACAGCAACAAACAGAUGCAAUAUGUCAUGUAACACUUUGUUUUGAUCGGACAAAGAAUAUGAAAAGAAAAGAGAUGAACAACGAUGAUGAAUAAAAUGUCAAAGAAUCAAAUUGUUCUCUCAUGAUUUUCAUUUAAACAGCUAUUUGAAUGAAUUUCAAAUAAUUUAGUUCAGUUGAAGCUUACAUAUAAAGUAUGACUACAUCAACAUACACAAGACAAAUACAAAGAAAUCAAGACUUUUAAGCUAGCAUUCAUUCAUGAAAAAACUACAGUUUAUUUAUGACUUCUCUAUCGAAAGUAAUUAAAAUACAGAAUAUGUUUCUAUUUUUAAAUCCUAUAGACAGCACUGUUGUGAUUUGGCAACACAGCGUUAUGUACAGGGAAUGGGGCAGCACCUUAUUUUUUA
Molecule: messenger RNA, 2872 nt
Organism: Anarrhichthys ocellatus (wolf-eel)
Lineage: Eukaryota; Metazoa; Chordata; Actinopteri; Perciformes; Anarhichadidae
Gene: prmt8b
Product: protein arginine methyltransferase 8b
Exons: 10
Coding region: 626-1843 (405 amino acids)
Biological process (GO): peptidyl-arginine methylation, to asymmetrical-dimethyl arginine; chromatin remodeling
Cellular component (GO): plasma membrane
Molecular function (GO): protein-arginine omega-N asymmetric methyltransferase activity; histone methyltransferase activity; protein-arginine omega-N monomethyltransferase activity
Source: RefSeq, a predicted model, not a curated record